AUGGGGUCCGGAGACCUUGCACAGAAACUGCAUGCAGCAGCUGAGGGGUUUCGGCUGGGGAAGGGGCAUAGCGAGGGCCUCCUCAGCUGGUUGGGGCCCCUGCUACCGGCGCUAGGGCACCCAGAAGCCCCUGCAGUGCAGCAGAAGAAGCUGGGCAGCAAGGCAGCAGCAGCGCGGGAGCACGAGCAACAGAAGCUGCUGCUGCAGCAGCAACAGGAACUACCCAAGCUGCGCCAACAACUGCAGCAGCUGCUUAAAGUAUACGUUACAACUUCUCCAGCCUGCAUCGAGCUGCUGCAGCUUCUAGACGCAUGCAAUGAUAGACUGCUACAGAAGGCUGCAGAGGCUGGCCGGGUGGGGCAGAGGGGUUUGCCUGAGGGUAUAAGUCCUGCUGCAGCGCGAAUCCAGCAGCAGCAGCAGCAGCAGCAGGAGCUGCUCCUAAAAGGAGCCGAUGAAGCCGAGGAAGCAGCGCGUGCAGCACAAGCUGCUGCACUUCUUUCAAGUGCUAUCAUUGAAGAUGAAACCCUGGACGCUCUUCCUGCUGCUGCAUCGACACGGGGUCGCCUUGCUGCUGCUGUUGCUGCUCCGUCGCGGCUGCUGUCGUUCAGUUCCGUGCUGCUGCCGUUCCCUGCUGCAGCAGGCAGCGGGAAGCAGCACGCGCUGCUGCAGUUGUGUAUCUGCCGACUGUUAGGUGCUGCUGCUGCCUUUUCCUCAGCAGCAGCGUGGCGCAUUGCCUCAGCCGCGCAGGGAGCAACCGCAGCCGCAGCAGCAGCAGCAGCAGCAGCAGCUGAGGCCCUUCAUGGAGGGGGUGGGGGAGCAGCCGAUAAGAUGGUGCAGCAGCACCCCCUUCAGCAGGCUCUCAUCCUUUUGUGCGAAGGCCCCAGUCACCGCCUGCUGCAGCGCAACGGAAGUAGCAGCAGCAGCAGCAGCAGACGAAGCGGGGGUGCUGGAGAUAGCAGCCUGCUGCCUCCCCCGCCCAAAGCGCAGGGGCGUUUGUGUGGAUGCUCUCACUGCGGCGACUCUGCAGUAGCAGCAGCAACAGCAGCAGCAGCAGAAGAGACAGUUAGCGAGGAAGGAGACAAGGGAAGAGACAGCAGUCUACAGGAGACACCCAAACGAGGCUGGCAUAGCGCUUGGGGGGCCUUCUCUGUGAAGUGCUGCUGCCUCUCCUGCUGUGAGGAGACAGACCCCACAGACCCCAGUAAAUGGAGUGUCUCUACAGGAGCCGCGGCGCAAGCAGCUGCUGCUGCGGUUGCUGGGGAAUCGGGGCUGGGCGGACAUUUGGCAGCAGCAGCAGCUGCGGCUGCUGCUGCUGCUUCGGGUGUACGUGCAGCUGUGAAACGGCUGCGCAGCAGAGAGGCCGAGGAGGGCCUCGGGGGCUGCGGCACAGUGCCUAUUCGAUAUGCGUUGCGGCAGGAGGUGCUGCGGCUGCUGCUGCUGCUGCUGCUGCACCCAGACCCUCUCGUGAGCAGCGCGCUGCUGCAGCAGCGGAGACGCCCCAACCAGCAGCAGCAGCAGCAGCAGCAGCAGCAGCUGAAGGGCUCCCGGGCUGGCGCUGCAGAUCCCAACAGCAGCAGCAGCAGCAAGCAGGAAGGAGGGUUGGCUCUUCUGCGUGCGGCGCUGCGGGGUCUGUCUACCGACCGUGAGCUGGAUGCACUGUGCUUGUUGGUGGGGUUGUUCUAUCGUUUUAUGUCGAGGAGACAAAAGGGACAGGCAAAUGAGACGGAGACAGCAGCACGCCGUCUGCUUCUCUCAUCGGGCGGCGGGGGCUUCCCCGUGCCGCUGCUGCUGCAGAGACUUGCUGCUAGGGAGCAGCUGAGCCACUUGCUGCUGCCCUUGUUGUCUCCUCACGACUGCAGCAGCGUUGCUGACGCAGCAGCAGCAGCAGAAGCAGGAGCCGCACCAGCUGCACGCAACGGGGACGCCCCACCUCUGCCGGCUUACUUUAGCAGCGCCUGGGCGGUGCAGCGAUUGCUGGGGUGUCUGCUGCUGCUGGCGGUGAGCCGAGAAGAGAUGAAGGGCGUCCCGCUGUGUGGGGCCCCUCAGGAGACAGCUGAGGCUCACGGAGGAGACAGUACGAGUUCCUUGCGUACUGCUGCUGCCCCGCUGCUCUCUGUGGCGCUAGCUAUACGUCCCGUUCAUCUGCCGCCGCAGCAGGAGCUGCUGCUGCUGCUCUUUAAGGCCCAGCCAGCAGCUGCUGCUCCCUACCUUGCAAAGAUAAGCGGCCUCCUGCUGACACCCCGCAAGUCUUCUACCUUUGCGCUCUCUUGUCUCUUUCUCUGCCGCCUACUUGAAACCCCCUGGGCCUCCCCUGCACACUCUUUCAACCAGCAGCAGCCGCUGCAGCUGCAGCAGCAGCAGCAGCAGCUCGUGACGUCAGGGAUGGGUGAAGGAGGAUUCAGAUGGCUAGAUGGAUUAGAGGGGGUGGCCGAGCAGCAGCAGCAGCAGCAGCAGCAGAAGCAGGACGGAGAAGUGGAUUGGUUCGGAGAGCUGGAGCCUUUGCGGCUGCAGCACGCGCUGCAUCAGCACGAGCAGCAGGCAGCGCUGCAGCGACACUGGCGGGUUGUGGGGCUGGCAGUGCUUUACGUGGCUUCGCCUGCGCUGCUGCUGCGGCAGCACCUUUCCCAGUGUCUGCUGCAGCAAGACCUCACCCUCGCCUUCUUUGGGGUGUCCGUCCUUAGGGCCUGCUGCAAGGCGCUGCGCUGCAUGCAUGCGGCCCUGAAAGACAGCCCCGAGCAGCAGCGUCUCUUCCUCUCCCAGGUGGCUCUCAGGCUCCCAGACCCCAAGACACUCGUCAACUCUUUGCUGCGCAUGCAGCAGCAGCAGCAGCAACAACAACAGCAGCAGCAGCAGCGGCAGCAGCGGCGGCGGCAGAAGAAGCUCGCGUCGCAGCGUAUACAGGAUGCUGAGGAGGCGUCCUUUGUGGAGUGUUGGCUAUCGGACGAAGCGCUAGCGAGGGCAGCUGCAGCAGCAGCAGCUGCUGCUGCGAAGGAGCAGCAGCAACGGGAACUAGAGAGCCUGCAGCAGCAGGGGACAUCCGAGGCGAGCGAUGACGACCAAGUUGAAGUCCACGUGGCAGGCAUGGGGCACGAGGAGACAGAAGGAGACAGCUUAAAAGCCCUUGGGGGGGCUCAGGAGGAGACAGUGCAGGAGACACCUCAGCGCGUAUUCGAGAUAGACAAGGGGGUGCCUCUAAAGCACCUGCUGCAGCUCUUCUUUAAAGAGGGGGCCCCCCAGCGAGCGGCACAGGACGGGGGUCCCCGCGAUGCUCGUGGGGACAGCCUUGUAGGGGCCGAGGGGAUUCAUUUAGAAGAGCUCUUCUUGCAGUUUAUGUUGAGGUGUCUGGACAGCGCAGACGCAUAUCAAGAUCUGCUAGUCCCUUCGUUCCCUCUGGAGUGGGGGAAGCUGCUCUGCACGUGGAAGGCGGGGGAGGCCCCGGGACACACAGGGGCCCCACGGGCCCCGGAGGCCCUCGGGGGCCCUGGGAAGCUGUGGCUUUGCUGUUCCUCGGGCCGCCUUGCAGCAGAAAUAACGCAUCUGGGGGUGCAGGCGCGGGGCGGUGUAGACAUCUGGGGAGAGGAGAUAGCACUGGGGGCUCCUGUCUCCAAGCAGCAGCAGCUGCUACUGCUUCACCUUCUGCUGCAGUGGCACGCCGAUGUGCAGGGCAGCAGGAAGCUGCUGCAGCACAGCCAGGCCCCACAGUCAGCUGACAAGCCUCAAGGACAAGUCGCUGUCUGCAGUCCCCGGCUCCCCCCGCUGCAAAUCCUUUUGGGGCUGCUGCACAAGAGCGGGUUGUUUGCAGGAGAGCAUUUGGGGAGUUGCUGCGUAGACGAGGCCGCUGUGUGGCUAGCUGCGCUGCUGGAGAGCGGCUGCUUCCGCUGCAGUUGUCUCUACUUCGUGGGUUUGGUGCGCCUCGCAAGCGAACGGCGGCUGAGUCUCCUUGCCUGCAGCCAGGAGUACCUUUCUUUAGAGACAGUACCGAGAGCGGGGGGAGAAGCAGCAGCUGCAGCAGCAACUGCAGCAGCAGCUGCUGCAGCAGCAGCAAACGGAGCUCCCGGCGGCUUUUUUUCGGUGUUUUCUUUGGCUGUUUUGUCGCACUUGUCAGUGACCCCGCGCUGCAAUGGGGGGCGGCCGCUCUUCGUAGAAAUACCUCCUUUCGGUGUUGGAGCCCCCAGCGAGAGCUGCUGGGGUUGCUGUACUCCGCAGCAUUCAGGAGACCUCUGCGUGGAAGCCGUCACGGGGUGGGCCUUGCAGGGCUUCAUGCGCUGCUGUGUCUUGAGCCCCUCGUGGGGCCCUCCUCUCCUUCGCUGUCUGGAGGCUGAGGGGCCUUGGCGGGUCGUGGGCGCUGCGCUGAACGUGAAUGCAUCUACGAAGCAGGAGCAGGAACAAGAACAAGAGCACCAGCAGCAGCAGCAGCAGCAGCGGCAGGCGGACGCAGCCCGGGCUGCUGCGGCGCAGCACCCCCAGUACGAACUUGUAAACAAAUACCGCCGGCAAUUGCGGCGUUUCUUGAAGGUUUGCUGUUGCCGAGUUGUGGAGCCCCACACUUCACAAGGGACAGAGGGAGAGGGGAGGAGAUCUUUCCUUGAGACGCAACUUACACUGGUGUCUGGCGCUGCUCCUCAUUUGGCCGCGAGGUUGGGCCCGCAUGCUGCAGUGCAUGCGAUACCCCCGGGGCUGCUGCUAGCUGUCUUUGGAGCGCAGCUACCUGGCUCUGGUUGGGGACAUGCAGGAGGCCCUGCUGCUGCUGCAGGCUGGAGCAACGGGCUGUGGCUGCUGCGCGCGCUGCUGCAGCACAUCGGAGAGUUGCCGCCGCCUGCAGCAUGUACGGAGCCUGCUGAGGAGACACUACAGGACGCCGGAGACAAGGAGACGGAAGAGAGGCUGGCUGCUCUUCUGCUGCAGUUGGAGGCGGUCACGCGCCACGUGAGGAACUCAGCCGUGGCGUUGGGGGGUCUCCUCCCUGUGGGGAGUCCCUCCCUGUGGGGCCCCAGUGACACCUCAGGCGCCGACUCUGAAGCAGAGCAGCCGCUAUUGUUCGACGUGGGGGAGGCUUCAGAGCGGCUGUUGCGUCUGGCUAUCAAGGCCCUCAAGGGGCUGCAGUCUCUUUGUGCUCCUGCGCAUCUCCCUCAGCAAGCCCUGCAUAACGGGCGACAAAAGAAAAGAAAAGAGAAAAAAGGCAACAACAAAAGCAGCAUCGUCGAUGGCUCGCCUCCACCGACAGAAGCACUUAGGCAAUGGACAGAGAUGGGGGCUGUUCUGUGCUGCCACAUUUGCAACCUGCUGCAGGCUGCUGCUGCUGAGGGGACACCUGAGGCAAUGGGGGGUCAGCAGCGGCAGCAGCUGCUGCUGCUGCUGCAGCGAGUGGUGCGGCGGGCGAUCGAGUUGGCAGCAGCUUUGCUGCAGGCAGAGGAGCUGCUGGACUCGGACAACUGCGCCCCAGUUAUUCGUUGCAUGCAGGGCCUAGGCCUUGUCGCGAGUUCCCAGCGCCGAACGGAGACAGAACACCAAACGGAGACAGAAACGCAAGAGACAGAGGAGACGGAGGCACAACAGCAAGAUGAAACGGCGCCAAGAUGCCAACGGGAGGAGCCUCUCCUUCGGGACUUGCUGCUCGCUCUCUUGCAGCGCCUUGCGGUGGCUGCGAGGCCUUUUGUAGCAGAAGAUAGGAGGCCGUUGCUGCUGCUGGCGGCUGAAAGGGUGGUGGGCCGUAAGGAAAAGACAGCUGCAGCAGGAACAUCGGCAGGUCUCGCUCACCUCCGCUGGCUGCUGCCCCUGCUGGAGUUCUGGGGGCUGGGGCACACAGCAGCACCAGCAGCAGCGGCAGCACCUGCUGGUGGGCAUCUGACGGGUGCUGAAGGAGUGUUCGGCCUGUCGCUCGUCCUGCAUGCAUGCGGCGCAACCCCAGUUGCCCCGGGUGAAAACCCUGAAGCAGCAGCACUCUCCUUAGUGCAACGGUUGCAGGUGCUCUCUGAAGAGGAAGCGCUGCGCCUGUUCAGCUUCUUGGAGGGCUUGUGGCAGCAGCAAAGGGCCGAGCAACAAGCUCCUGCUGUUGCUGCUGCUGCUGCUGCAGUGGCGCUUGUUGCGGCGGCGCCAGAGACUUCUAAGGCCCGAGCCCACAUCCAGGCAGCCAAGGAUCUCCCUUCCAAUGAGGGUUUGCUGGAAGCAACAGAGCGCGUGAUGGUUUGUCUGUGCUUGCAGACGGCGCCUGGGGCCCCCGCGCUGCGCAGUGACAGGGAUGCAGCAGCAGCAGCAGCAGCAGCUACAGCAGCAGCACCAGCAACUGAUGCUGCAGUGGUGUUUAGACAGGGGCUCGUUGAGACAUUGCGCGCAUGCUGGGACCGCAGCGGCAGUUUCCGGCGUGCAUGCAUCCGCCUCUUUCUUCCCUCAGAGGGCCCCGCAGGGACGGAAGAGACAGCCUGUCCCCUGAUCCACCCAGCGGUGCGCCUUGCGCUUCUGCUGCAGUGGCGAGAUGCGCUGCAGCAGAUGCCGCAUUCAUUUUACCCGUCUGUUGCGGAUGCCCUAAAGCGCUGCCAGGAGGCGCUGGAGGAGGGAGACGGCACGGCCGGUGCAGAGAGCAGCAGCAGCAGCAGUUCAAGGAAGCGGCGGAAGGCUGCUGCUUCGAAGCCCAACCCAGUAGAAGAUGGCUGGGCAGCAGAUGUGAUGGAGGCACUGAAACUGUCACUGUAUGCGCGGGACAGCAACGAGGGCCCUAGCGGCAAGCGUGUGCGGGCCAAGGGGGCCCCCUGGCAGGUGGCAGCGUCGUUCCUUCGGGAGAGGCGGGAGAGAGAAUAUCCUGCUGCCUAUAGCUUGGCUGCUGAGGCCCCACUGCUGUGGGCACAGGCUGUGCAGCAGUUCCUCGCCUCGCUCUGCAUGCAGCAGGCAGGGACAUCAGUCCUUGUGCGUCUCGGUGUAGAGUUGGCGCGAGACCUGGCGGAGCUGGCGGGCAGCCUGGAGGAGCCUUUUACGAUUGAAGAGGGGUGGCCUGUGGACGGUUGGGCUCGGUAUCAGUUCUUGGCCGUGGUGCUGCACGCAUCGGCGGGUGGCAGUAGAAGCAGUUGUUUAGAUGAGUCUUCUACUGGGUUGCGCGCUUUGGGCGCCGCUCGUGGGGACCUAGGGACUGCGCUGAAGGACCUGAAGACGGAGUUGGGGGAGCUGCAAGAGGCUCUUACGGGGUCCGGCGACCUGUCUGACGACUCGGUGUAUGCAUCAGCAGGAGAAGAGGGGGCAGCAGCAGCAGCUGCCGACUUGGCGUAUUACCUGGGGGCAAUGGGCAGGGCUGCGCAGCUGGGCGUCGUGGUGGUACGCGCCUUACAGCCAAAAGGGACACCCACGGAGGCAUGCCUCACGAAAGAGCAAAGACAGUUCUUUAAAGCUCUCAGGCCCAAGGCGCAGUCCGUGGCCCGGGGCUUUCUCCAGGUCUUGGGCCCUUCGCCCCCCAUUGCUGCCGUUAACUGCGGCGCCGCGGCGCUGCUGAAGCUGCCCCAAGGGGGAGCGGAGUGGGGGUCGUCUCCUCCCGCUGUUCUUACUUCGGAUCUCUUGUCCGUCCACGCCUGGGUCUCUCUUCUACUACCGGCGGUGCAGCUCGCCAUGAUGGCGGCGGCUCUGGGAUCGUCUCCUGGUGCUGCAGCGGCCUACGCGAAAGAAGCUGCUCUGGAGGCGCUGUCUUCCACAGCCAUGGCAACCCUGGGGAUUGCAGCUAAGCAGGCAAUUCGCAGCACAGGGGCGGCUAUGGGGCCGGGGGGCAGCGCUGCAGCAGCGGGCCUUGCAGGGGUGUUGUGUCCCCUGCUGCAGUGUUUGUGUGAGCAGCUCCUCCCAGCAGCGAAUGCGCAGCAGCUGCAAGGAGCAGAGGAAGCGGCUCGGCCAGAAGAGAGCCUAGAAGGCCGGCAAGAAGAUGAGGCAGAGCCUUUCUGCCGCCUUUCGGAGGUGUGCCCCGAGUUGUUUGAGGCCCUCGUUCAGCUGUAUGGGGCAUCCACCUCCCGGGUAGACGCCUACAUUUGCCAAAUCCUUACUCUGGACAGCGGGGGCCCGAACCUCAGUGAAAGCGCAGCAGAAUGUGCAGCGGAGGGUCACUCAGCGGGUGCAGAGGGCCUUGAGGUCUCCUCAGGGCCAUCUCAGGCGGGCGACCAAGCCCUGAAAGAGGCAGGGGCGGCAAGAGAGGCAACAGAAGGAGGCAGCUGCGAGGUGUUCAGCAGCGAGUUCACCUGGAUGGCGGAGUUGCCGGAUUUCCGGGAAGUGUUUGCAGAUACAAGCACAGAUGCUUCAGUUGCAUCCAGCCCUGUUAGCCAGCGCGUCCGUCUCCGUCUUGCGGGCCCCUGCGACUGGCUCGCCCUCGACCCCAGGCGAGUCAAGGAGACCCUUGAUGCGUUUGCGUUCCACGCCAAGUUGGUGCAGCCCCGGCGAUUUGCUGCGGAGCAGCAGCAAAGCCUCUGCCGUUGGGAUCCCGCAGCUGCUACCGGAGUCGAGAAGCUGCAGGUGCACCUGCAGCUGCAAUCUGCCUUGAAGGCGCGUGCGAGUGUGGGGGCAGGGGGCGAGUUUGAGGAGACAACACAGGGGGGCGCCGACUGCAGGGAGACAGUUGUCUGGGCCUCUCAACUGGCGCGUCGUUUGGAAGACCUGGGGCGCAGCUACGAGUUAAGGGCUCUGCGGGAGACUUCGGCGGGGAGCAGCGCGUAUGAUGUGGGCUACCUUGUACCUUACCUGACGGGGCGGCUGACGACGGCAUGCUUCGUUUUGAUGUGGCGGUGGCAACGGCUCCUUGAAGAGGAACAGGAACACCAGCAGCAAACUCGCUUGCAGCUGCAACAGCACCUGCAACAGAAGCAGCAGCGGGAAGGGGAGGAGGACAAUCCCUCUGCUCCCAGCAGCGAUCCUCUAAUCGCCUUGUCCGUCAAUCGACCCGUGUGCGCAGCGGAGCAGGCGCGCCGGGCCUGUGGAGUGGCGGGGGCUUGGUUGCGGUUUCUGGAGGAGACAGCAAAGAAGGAAGAGGAGGCGGCUGGGAUCGUCUCCUCCCCCGAAGGCCCUGCGGGGGAGUCGGAAGGUCCCAGCGAGGGUGUCGGCGGUACACAGGUAAAGGAGACACCAAGCGCUACCGGCGCUGAGGAACCAGAGGAGACUUCCGCACAGCAGAACAAACGGCGCAGGGAGGACGUCUGGGAGAUGGAUGAAUUCAACCCACAAGAAGUGCAACCGGCUGUCACGCGUGUCAGUACAUUCUUGAAGGCUGCGAGGCGCAUUGGGCGCCUUUGGAGGCCCCUCUCCGCCAGCACUCAGGAAGCAGGAAAGGCCGGUGCAGACGGAGAUCGGGAGAUAGCAGCGCGCAAACUCGAGGCAUGGGGGGCCUCUAUCGACGACGGAGACCAAUGGCUCAGUAGCUUUGCCUCUGGGGGGGGACUGCAACUCCUUAUUAUGGCUCUGGGUUGCCCCGACCCAUCUACGCGAGCGGCAGCUGCUCAAGGUCUUGCGGUGUACACGCACCUUUUGCAACUGUCAGCAGACCGGUCGUUGCUUUGCCACUUCGCAGAUGUGCACGCCUUCAAUAUGCAGAACCGCAAGCGGCAUUUGAGCGCUGCUGCUGCUAAAGGCCGCGGGUCGCGAAGGCGGGAGACGCAGCACCGGCAUAAAGCCGCUACCUUUGCCUUCCGAGAAGUCAAGCAGCUCCUGACGCUUCUGAACUCCCUCAUGACCUCGAUUCAGCAGCAGCAGCAUCAGCAGCAAUCCUCAACAGACGCAGUAUCUGCAGGGCAAGGGCUUGCACCAGGGAGAACUGUUGUACAGGUUGUCUCACCGGUUGCAUGCAGCUUUGUUGCUGCUGCGCUGCCUUUCCUCUUCCUCCCAGAUCUGCCGCUGUAUCCUGUGUUGAACUUUGCGCUGUUGAAACACCCUGCCGUCUCGGUGUUGCUGCAGGAGCCGUGCAUGCCGUUAACUUUGGCGGCCUUGCGGCAGCCCCUGUUGGGGUCGGAGGGUCUGUUUUCUCGUUUGCUGCUCUCUCCCUCUGCUGCAACGUCAGCAGAGCAGAAGCGGUUUUUGCUGCUAGUGCUGAAGCGGGCCAUGGCGGUGUCUCACUGCCUCGCCGACGGUUCCGUAGCAGUCAGCAGCCGUCUGCUGCAGGCCCACAGAAUACCCCAGGCUGUGUUGCCCCCGCCGGCCUUGCUUGCGCUGUCUGCGCUGCCUGUGCUGGGUGAUCUAAGUAAUAAGUCUUCGGUAAGUCGCAGCGUGCUGGAGGCCCUGUUGCUCUCAACAGCAGCCCCAGCCUGCCUCACCGGUUGCACAUGGUGGUCCCCGCAUGCAGCUUUCUCAGUGACAGCGGCUCAAGCGGAACUCUGCAGUGUCUGGGCUGCAAAGGAAGGCCCCACAGAUCUCCAGUCAGCGGAGUAUAUCCAAGUUCCCCUAGCCACUGUCAACGCUCAGCACUUGCUGCAGCGCUUUGGCAUCCUGCAGUGGCUACGUGCCCAAGUGGAGACAGUCAUAACCUCUCUUGGGGCCUCGCCUCGCGCCCGUAGAGGGACAGCAGUCUUCGCAGCGAGGGACUCCGCAGCUUUAGCCAGUCAGCCUGUGCCUCCCCCACCCUUCCCGCUUCAUGCAGCGUCUUGUACAGCCGAAAGGAAUCAGUCCCUGCGGCAUUCUCACCUUUGUAGGGUGGGUGAGUGCCCCCGUGCUGACGGCGUGUGGGGAGGAAGCAAGACGGAAGCCUCUAACAGGGGCGUAACACCGUCUAAGUGGCUGCCUCCUAUGAGGGACUGCACUCGUUUGCUGUGGUCUCUGAUUGCGGCCUCCACGGUAGCGGCUCCCCUGCCAGCUUGGCAAGCCCCCCGCCUUUGCUUGUGGGGCAGUAUCGUCACCAGCACAGGGGAGAGUAAUGCCUCACAAGGGGCCCGAGGCGCUGCGGGCGUCGCGGGCAACUGCGAAGGCGGUAGAGUGCAUGAGAAUUGCAACGACAGUGGUGGACGCCCUUCACCGGAACAGGCGGCCUCUGUGGAGCGUGGAGAUUCAGAGACCACAGGACAUUUUGGGCCUUUCUGGCCGCUGGAAAUAGGCCCCGGGAGUCUGCCUCUGCUGCGAGCAGCACUAAAGGCACGGCGCCAACUCUUUAAGCUGAAGCGAGUUUCUGAGGGAAGCGGAAAGGAAGAGACAGGCGCAGGCGGAGAGCCAGGUCAAGUGCGCCUCACCCUAGGUACCGGAGAUGGGCUGCGUCAUGCCCACACAGCUCGGCAUCUGCUGCUUGACCUCUUGGAGGGACUGCAGCGGCUAGCCAGGGCUUGGUUCAUCUUUGGAGAGGCCGCAGGGGUGUUCGUCUGGGCUCAGGACGGCUUCGCCGGAAGCAUGUUGGGGUGUACUGCCACCCCAUCCUGGGCAUCCGACCUGCUGGAUGCAUCGAUUGCGUGCCUCUCAGCGCUGUGGGCAGUGGCGGCAUGCGGCGAGUCUCUCGGGUUGCUUUGGGAGGGAGACGACGUUGCAGAAACAUCAGACCCCCUUCGAAGACAACAGAAGCUGCAGGCUUCUUCCUGCUGUGGGGACAUCUUAAAGCUGUGCGCGUGGGCAGCGUCUCUGCCGGCCAAAACCUCCCCUAGCCGCAUGCAGCGGGGGGUCGGAGUCGUGCGUAAGGAGUCGACCGAUUUAGGGAAUUGCUGCUUUUCUAUUUGGGAGACAGUGUACGUUGCUAUUUGUGAAGGAGGGCUCGGGCUGCCAUCCAACUGCUCUGAAAGGGCCCAUAGACAGGUCUACGGAGGUCAUACUGGUAGGAGCCGCUGGGUGCACCUCGCGUUGCUGCAAAUCCAACGUCUCUGUGGGGCAGACAACGAACCCUUGCAGCGACUAAUUGCCGUUGCAGAAGGGAUAUAA
Eimeria acervulina is the source of this 11841-nucleotide messenger RNA. RefSeq lists its product as hypothetical. Lineage: Eukaryota; Apicomplexa; Conoidasida; Eucoccidiorida; Eimeriidae. The transcript has 6 exons. The record is from RefSeq and is a predicted model, not a curated record. The coding region runs from base 1 to 11841 and encodes 3946 amino acids.